ACGUAGCCCCGCCCCCGCACCGUCUCCAGGGGGACGGACCCCGGAGAAGGCGGAGGCUGCGCUGCUGCUGCUGCUGGGGUUUUUAUUAUCCUUCCCUUUCCAAGAUGGCGGCGCUGAGUGUAAACAAGGUCGGGUCCGGAUCUGGCGCCGUCGAGGCCGGGAGCAGGCAGAGCAGGAGCCCCGGAGGCCCCGCGGUGAAGGUUCUGGAAUGUGGAGUCUGUGAAGAUGUAUUCUCAUUGCAAGGAGAUAAAGUUCCUAGACUGCUUCUCUGUGGCCAUACUGUCUGCCAUGACUGUCUCACUCGACUUCCUCUCCAUGGUAGAGCAGUUCGAUGCCCUUUUGAUCGGCAGGUUACUGAAUUAGGAGACUCUGGAGUGUGGGGUUUGAAAAAAAACUUUGCUCUAUUGGAACUUCUAGAGCGACUGCAAAAUGGGCUUGGUGGUCAGUGUGGAACAACUGAAGAAGCUAUCGGCCUCUCUGGAGAGUGUAUCAUCCGCUGUGAUGAAGACGACACUCAUCUUGCUUCUGUAUACUGCACUGUUUGUGCCACUCACCUAUGUGCAGAGUGUUCCCAGCUUACGCAUUCUACAAAGACACUAGCAAAACACAGACGUGUGCCACUGGCUGAUAAACCUCAUGAGAAAACAAUGUGCCCUCAGCACCAGGUGCAUGCCAUUGAAUUUGUGUGCUUGGAAGAAGGUUGUCAAGCCAGUCCCCUUAUGUGUUGUGUCUGCAAAGAAUAUGGAAAGCACCAGGGUCAUAAACACAGUGUUUUGGAACCAGAGGCAAACCAGAUCCGUGCUUCCAUUUUAGACAUGGCUCAUUGUAUAAGAACUUUCACAGAAGAAAUCUCAGAUUACUCCCGGAAAUUAGUUGGAAUAGUUCAACAAAUAGAAGGAGGAGAACAGAUAAUUGAAGAUGGUGUUGGAAUGGCCCAUACUGAACAUGUCCCAGGUACUGCAGAAAAUGCUCGUUCAUGUGUCCGAGCCUAUUUUUCUGACCUUCAUGAGACCCUCUGCCGCCAAGAAGAAAUGGCACUUAGUGUGGUUGAUGCCCAUGUACGAGAAAAAUUGAUCUGGCUUAGGCAGCAACAAGAAGAUAUGACUAUUCUGUUGUCACAAGUUUCAACAGCUUGUCUUCACUGUGAAAAAACUUUGCAACAGUUUGGGAAAGCCUACAGCGUGCAGGAAAUGGGUUUGCAAUGGGUUACACAAAUUAGCCUGCAUCUGGCACCUGCAUUGGCAACCAGCUUCACAGCAUGUGAUAUCCUGAAUCUGGGUGCCAACUGCUUUGGAACCAAAACGCACACACAAUGCUUCACAGUAAUAUUUUCCUUUGCUACAGCACCUGGACCUGAAGAAUGUUUUUGGAGAAAGACAAAUGCAAUGUCAAGGCUCUCUUUAAAAAACAAAAACAAAAAACUUUCCUCUCUUCUGCAGGAUAACAGGGUACACAUUGGGCCAAAAAUGGAGAUCCGGGUUGUAACUCUUGGAUUAGAUGGAGCAGGCAAAACAACUAUUUUGUUUAAGCUAAAGCAAGAUGAAUUUAUGCAACCUAUUCCAACAAUAGGUUUUAAUGUUGAAACUGUUGAAUAUAAAAACCUGAAGUUCACUAUUUGGGAUGUUGGUGGUAAACACAAGCUAAGGCCUUUAUGGAAACAUUAUUACCUCAAUACACAAGCCGUGGUGUUUGUUAUUGAUAGCAGCCACAGAGACAGAGUCAGCGAGGCACACAGUGAACUUGCCAAACUAUUAACAGAGAAAGAGUUGCGAGAUGCACUGUUGCUGAUCUUUGCCAAUAAGCAGGAUGUAGCAGGGGCACUUUCUGUAGAAGAAAUCACAGAACUGCUAAGUCUUCACAAACUCUGCUGUGGUCGUAGCUGGUACAUUCAAGGUUGCGAUGCCCGAAGUGGCAUGGGACUGUAUGAGGGACUGGACUGGUUGUCAAGACAUCUGGUAGCUGCAGGUGUACUGGAUGUGGCUUAAGGCCCUACUGAGAGGCAUUAAACUUGAAGAUCUGUUAAUUUAUUUGUGUGACUGAGUAUCUAAGAUGAACUUAUCUGUUUUUCCUACAGAAAACACUAACAGUUUUGCUGGAAUGGUUAUUAAAGUGUAGUAAAGUGAGUGUGUAACUCCUAUAAAUUAUGGUAACAUAGUGGAUUUGCAGGAAAGGUGCCUUGAUUCUUCUAAAAAUGAAAUAUAAAAGGUUCCCCGGUUAACAGAUUAAUCCAUUGUUAAGACUAGGGCUUUCAGGAGUUGGCAUUUAUUUGACCUACUUUUUUCAGAGUUGCAUUUGUUGCAUUCACUUUAGAGUGGAUUUAGAUUGAGGUACAUGGGAGUAGACUUGUGAAAGCAUUCUUUCCUCUCUCCUCCUUCCUGUGGCAGCCCCUUUCCUGAAAAUGCUUCACAGUGGAUUAGAGGAUUAUGUGAAUGCUAGAAGCUGGGGGUCAGGGGAGAUGCCUGAAAAUUGGGUGGAAACACCUUCCAUGAAUAGAACCCUGCUGUGCAUGGAAGCCAGAUAUUGGGUUCCGCUGUGUUUCUCGGGUUUGAGAAACUUUUCUACUGUUCAGUUGCCAACAUGUGUCAAAAGAUGAGCAAGUACAGCAAGGACUGAACUGUCUAGCCUCUCUUCUGGUUUUACAGCUUUGCUUCUUUUAAGUACAAAACUCAAGUAUGUAUCUUGAGCAGAUCACAGCACUUGUUUUGGUUUGGGGAAUGAUCUCUUUAUUUCUUAGGUUUUACAUAUUGAAAAAAUGGUUGCACUUAUCAGAGACUCACUUAUUCUUUUGCACCAUGUCAAUUGCAUAGUAUCUGUGAAUGAUAUUACUUUUAAAUAUUGUGUCAACAAAAUGCACACUUUUUCGUGUUAGUUAGAGAAGCUGCUGUGAAUUAUUUGUUUUGGCUAAUCUGCUUUAUGAAAGGAGUUAUGGUAUAUCAUCAGUUGUAAUGCCUGAACAAAUACAUUGUGUACCUUUUAUUAGCAUGAUACCAUAAUUGGUGUGCUAGAUUUUUAGUUGCUUAAAAUCCCCACCCCACCCUUUGUUGUUGGACUUCUUAAGAUGUUAUAAUUAUCAGAAGCAGUAUUUGUUGAGCCUAACAGUGAAACCCUGUAUGAUAAGAAUUCUUAACAAAACAAAAUAGUGCAUUUCCUGUACAAGUAUUAUUUGUGGUAUGAUGAACACAGGCCUUUUUGUGGGAGCUGGAGCAGCAGUAGAGAGAAAUAAUAGGGGUUCAAUGGCUGUGGUUGAGAGGGGUGGAAAUCAUACCUCAUGUUCCACCUUUCAAGAAGAUAGCAGUACGACAGCAUGGGUCUUGUACAAAAUUAAACCAAAGAAAGCAAAUUAAAUCAAACACAGUUGCAUUGUGACAGGAAGCAGGUGGCAUUUGGUCAAGAAAAAAGCAGAAGAGCAAGGCAGAUCAGCGAAGAUGAUUUCUGAAUGUUGGAGACAUACAAGUUGUUGCUCACCUCAGGUUGCCCCAUUGGUUUUCUUCCCUUUAUUGGGUAUGAAUUUGAGAUCCCAAGCUGCUUCUGCCCUUUGUUGCCUUAUUGCCUCUUCUUUCACUUGUCCCAACAAUUCUGUUUGGAAACUGAGUUCCCCUUUUAGCUCUUGAAGGCUAUUUACUACUACUUUUCCAAUGGCUUUUCCCGGCAUUCCAUAAAUUCCCAUCCUCCCAUUGAAACUGCUAAAAUCAACUCCCACCCCUCUAAAGAUUCACUUUCAAUUUUUCCAUUUCUCCACCUCCCAUUUGGAUGUUCUUAAGAGAAGAAAACCCACACUUUGCAGGAAAAAAACUGGCAGUGAAAUUAAAUUCUAAGUUUCUCCUGGUGUUGUAAGUAACAGGCUUUUAUGGUAGCCAAUCUGAUCCCCACCAGUUUUGAGUGGAUGACUGAAAGAGUAAACUUCCCAAGUCACCUUAAAUGUGUCUUAAUGGAAGUCUCAACCAAUUACAGUGGUUGCAAUUAAAAAUAGAAAUUCUCUUAAACUUACAAUUUUUAUGAUUUUGAUAAAGGUGCAUUGUAUGCAUUUUCUGAAGCCCUUCCCUUCCCUGGCUGACACCUCAUCAAGUGGCCUGAAUGCCCUACGCUGUGCCUUACAGUCAACUACUCAUCUGAUGGCACAUUGCCUUUCACUUCCUCCUACCAAACAAAUUAAUCAUGCUUUAUCUUGAGUACUUUGUGAUGAAAAAUAAUGUAAAAAUCUUGAGAAUCUGGACUAUUUUUCUUGCACAGACUCAUAACAGAAGCACAGUUUCUCUUGUCAUCAUGGCUUGCUUUUAUUCCUGCUUGAAUACUGAAAGAGCUUUGAUUCAAAUUGCAUGUGUCUCUUUUAGGCUACAGACAAUUCUGCUUAUUUUUCCUAAUGUUAGAUAGUGUGUUAAUGGAGAAAGCUUUGUGCCUUGAUUGUAACAGUUCCUCUUGUUAACUUUGUGGUUUUGUGUUGGCUUAACUAUUCAAAUACCUUGUAUUUUUGCAGGUCAAGAUAAUAUUUAACCUAAUUAACAUACUCUGGUUUCUUUUCAUAUGGUAAAACUCUUCUCCUUUUAACCUUUAAGACACUAGUUAGCACUUGUAUUUAUGUUUGAACCUGCAGUGAUUUUAGGAUAGCGGAUAUGAAAGUUCUGUGUUGUACUAUGAUAUAAUUUUGUGUGAGUCUGCUAAUGUAGAGAUUAUGCAGAAGUAUUUAAGGCUGUGUGCAUUUUGACGGGUUUCUCUAUAUUUCAUCUCAGAAAGAGGGCAUAUCUGGUUGAGUAAAAGCCCAGGGUCCAAAUCCCGAUUUUACUGUGGUGUUCUUAAUACGUCCGUACUUAAGGCAUCAGUGAUUAAUGACUGGGAUGAAGUAGGGAGACUUUAUUACUAGUGUUAUCUUAAGGGACUGCAGUUGUGUGUGAAAGCAAAUUCCCUUUCUUAGUAAUAUAGUGUUCUCUCAAAGCUCCUCUCAGUCAUGUAAUCUUCAAUUAUUUAACCCUUAAGUCCUUUUCCCUCCUUCAAUUUCAUUAUAUAGCCUUGCCUAGCCAGUUGAUAAAAUACAGUCUAAUAGAAGGGCAAUAACCCAAGCAACAGAGCAAUUCACAGCAGAUUGUAUUUCCUGCAGCCACUAGUCCUGCGGGUGGGUGGACUACUUUGUAAUUAUCAGUACGUCAUUCUCUGGGCAGUGCAGAGAAGCAAUUCACAAUCAUGUGGGAGAUACCUCAGUCCAUAUAACUCUAGAUGGGCAUGACUGCCAGCUUAAUUAUUUAGAGAGCGGUUUGCAGCAUUCUUCUGCCAAAUGAUGGCUUUGUUGAUAGGUGUUUGUUUUUCUUGAUAAACAUUGUUGGGUUAUUCCUGGCUACUGCUCUACAAAUGUCUUCCAGAGAAGCAUUCACAGUGCGUAAACCUUUGAUAUCACUAUUGACCUUGUUUAAUGAACCCAUAUGCAUAAGCCUUUAAUGUUUCCAGUGAUCUUGUUGAAUGAAAUCACACUUGAUGCAGUUUAGGCUUAUGUGUGCAGUUGUAAUGUAAAUACAAGCCUUUAUCCAGCAAGACAACAUCUGAUAAGAAGUCAAGUGACUCAGUGUUCUAGGACUGAAAGACUCGUGCCUAAGUGGUUUUGUGCAUUCCAAAUAUAUAUUUACUGCAUAUUACACACUGAACAUGUGCCAUUUUUUAAUACAUUUGACAGAAAAGUAAUGUAGAGUCUAAGCUAAACAAUAUUUUCUAUGAAUUUUUGCUGAUGGACAAAGGUGACAGCUCAGACAUUCUUCUAUCUGGUGUUUUUACUACUAAGACUGCAUUUAAUGUUAAAGGCUUUACUGAAGCUUCAUUUAAAGGUUCAAAAGGCUGAAUUAUCACACAUUUAAUUAUUUCAAAUCCCAGGAUGGAAACCUGUGCAUGGUUGGUGGACACUUCAUUGUUGCCCUCUUCAGAAAUCUUUUAAUGUGCAGAUGUGUGAAUAGUGUUUGGCCAGCUGCUUGUAACACCAUAGCAGAGCAACUGCUAAAAUGUAUUAGGCUUGAUGAAAAACACUUGAUGGAAAACUGGCUUGAACAAAAUUAUUUAUAAUCACCUUCUCAGCUGUAUCCCAUUCAGUUGACACCACUGCCUAAAGGCUUGUCACAUCAAAUUAUAGAAUUUCUGAGUUGACAAUAAUAGAGUAUCUCUGAUUUUAUUAAGAGUAGCCCACUAGCUGCAAAUCAAGCAAUUCAAUUUCCAAGGGACCAAGUCUCUGCCAAAAUGGAUCUGGCUGUACAGUUACUCUUGAUGUAGCAGAUCUACUCAUAACGGAAGCCAAAGUGGAGGGUAUUAUUAUUAUUAUUAUUAUUAUUAUUAUUAUUAUUAUUAUUAUUAUUGCGCUGUAGAUUUGCACAGCGCUGUACACAAAACAAUAAAUAUAUACGAGAAAGCCUGCCUAUGGCGUACAAUGUUCCUAAUUGUAGAAACUGUGAAAACCACACCCUCUUGGCGGUUCUACCAGAAUAACCUUGUUCAGAAUACUUGAUAAUAAUGACAGUCAUGGGAAAAGAUAUAGGCACCCAGUGACAAAGAAGUCAUCAAAGCACAUUACACAUUGUAAUGUGCAGUGCAAAUCGGUUGUGCUCUUUGUCUUAACGAAAUAAAAUCAGGACAAUUUGUGGAUUUUGCAAGUUGCAGAAAUGGCUGCUGCAAAAGGACAUAAUCCCUCAUGAAGUUGUAUGAAUAUCUCGAUCGAGGCUCCUUGUUCCUGGGAGCACCAUAUUCCCCCCAAAACAAUUGGCUUGUGUUUUUACCCAUCGGAUAAGUAAUUGAAAUGGAAUUAAUUUUUCUCUUUGACCACUUUUAGAGCUUGGAUGCUUCUUUGAUUAGCCAGGAGAUCUCUGACAGUUGUAUUGUCCAUCUUUAUUUAAAAGUGCUUGCCUCUGAUCAGUUGGAUAUAUUAUAGGAGUGCCAGGUGAACUGACUUCAGUUCUAAAAAAAUGUAUACGGUGCUCUCCUUCUGGUGAACUUCAUUUGACUUUAGUUGUAGUUGAUUGACAACUAGCCCUCCAAUCAGUCAGAAUAACACUAGCCCCAUCUGACUUGAGGAAAGGAAUUCCUGCCAUUAAAUUUGCUUUGUGGAUCCACCAGUGGAAAGAUUUCAUCAAGUCCUUUGCCAACUGUACAUCUUAAAGAUGGUUGCUCUGUAUUGUUAAAGAGUGUAGUUGCAGAAACAGUUGAAGCCACAUGUGAAAACUGUACUGUUGAAAUCACUUGAACCUGAGCUACAUGCGUAACAUCUGCAGAUGCUCCUGCUGUCAAGGAUUAAGCAUUUUCUCUUUCACCUCUGUAGAAAAGAACAGCCAAUGUUCUUCUAGAUCUGUGUUAGCUCCUAAAUGCCUUAACCACUUCAAGAGGAUUAAAUUAAUCUUGAAAUUCCAAAGGAGUUGUAUUCAAAAUGACAGUGUACUGUCAUUUUUCCACUUUCCAUCUGGUCUACAUGUUAACAAUAUAUUUUCAAGGUAAAGAAAGAGCUCAGCUCCAUGUCAGAUUUGCCAUAAUAGUUCUUCAAAUACCCAUGAAGCUGAUACAAACCAUAGGAAAGUGUCUUGAAUUGGUAGUGCUUUCCUAAAUGCAGUGCAAAAGAAUCUUCUCCAGUUUGCAACUUUAGGUACAUGCAACAAACUUCCCUCUCAGCUAUUGGAGCUAGGUAAUUAUCCUGCUGCAAAUUGCCUUUGCAGUGUUUAUUUGAAUUGUUGUACUUUACAAUACCAUUUAGGCACUUGAGAUCUAAAACUGGGUGGUACCCCAUUGUGCUUAGAGACUGCAAAGGAUGUUGAAUAAACCCACUUCCUUUUUGAAGGGAGGGAAAAGGCAAUCUGAAUUGCUUCUUGCUUGUUUUUUGAACAACUGCCAUAGCCUAUUUCUUGUCUUUGGUUUCAAUCAGCACUUUCUGUAACAAGAUCUUUCAUCUGAAGAUGCAUUGCUAGAUUUGCUGUGAACUUUUGGUCCAUCUCUCCUGAUGAUUGAGCCAAACAGAUCCAAUACUAUAGCAUGUAAAUUGGAGUGCAUCUUUGGAGCUGACAUGUCUGCCCCACAUUCAGGUUAAAUGAGGGGCCUCAAAACCCCUUCUACUUACUGUGGUGCUCAACAUAUGGACUGGGUUGCAGUCAGGCUGCUUAAUUACUAGAUGCUAGCCUUGUGACACACCAAACUAAAUUGCAGUCUGUAGGUUGUAGCCAUUUAUAACCUAUUCCUGGUUCCUACCACUUCCCUACAAUGCAUUUGUGCUGAAGAUAUAAAAUAUUUAUUCUAAAAAGACACCUGUACCAUAUCUUACUGCUGAAUUGAGUAAAGUCUCACACAUUGGAGGUAUGCAGUGAAACCUAUACAUGGUUAGUUGGAGCUAAACUCUUCACAUUUAAGGAGGCUUUCUUUCUGGCAAUUUUGCAUCUGAUUAUAGUACUAUCUACUUCUCCAGUCUAGCUAGUGAAAUGUUUCACCUACAGUGUUUCAUCAAUAUACAAAAAAAUUACCAAUUUUCUUUCCCCAUUUGCAUGCAGGUAGAAUUCAAAAAUAUGGCUGAGUUAGUCUGGAAAAUCAGUAUGAAAAGAGAUCUUGCACCUUUGAAACUAACUGAGAGAAGUUGGUAGCAUGAGCUUUCAUAGACUUAAGCCUACUUCCUCAGAUACAUGGAGUAGAUGCAUGACUCUACCACAUGAAUCUGAGAAAGUAGACCAAAGUGUACAAAAGCUCAUGCUACCAGCGCUCUCUGUAAUAAUGAUGAUGAUGAUGAUGAUUUAUUUAUAGCCCGCCCAAUCACUAGGAAUCAAGGCAGGUUACAACAGUAAAAAUGCAUCAGAAAUACAAUAAAAUACUAAUUGAUCCCUUCCCAACCCCUCCCCAUUAUUAAAACUAUAAUUAAACAAUCAAAGUUUAAAAACAAUAAAAUGCUAUAGAGCAUUAAGUUAAAAUUAAAAACAAUUUGGCAGGCAAAGAGACAUCACAAAACUGAGAUCAUAUUCGUAAACAUACACAAAGGGAAGAAGCUAGAUUUUAUUAGGUUGGGAAGGCCUGCAGAAGAGAUCCGUCUUAAGAGCCUUUUUGAAGUCUGUAAGAGUGGAGAUAUGGCUUAUCUCUUCCGGCAGGUCGUUCCACAACUUCAGCACAGCAGUAGAGAAGGCCCUUUGAGUGACAGAAGUUAGCCUAGCUCUUUUUGGUUGAAGUAGGUUCUCAAAGAUGCUAGAAGGUUCCUUUGCAUACUGAUUUUCUUACAUGCAUUCUGGGAUGAAGAACAAAUACAGUAUACAGUCGCCUAUGACAAAUUUCAAGGUUAAAUGUAAGCACAAAAAUAAUGCUGCCCAUCUGAUAUAAGGCUUGUACAGGGUCUCUUCUUUCUCUUCUAGAUGAAGAGAUUUCUGCAUUCUUUGUCUCUUAAUUGAAAUCGUGUUACAAUGUCUGCCAUAAGUUUCCUAAGAAAAAUAGAGGUCUUUUACCCCUGCAAAAUUUUCUGCUUUCAAAUGGAAAGACUGUUAUGUGUGUAAAUAAUUUGAAGGCAUUCUGUUAUGCUCACUGAAGUCACAUAUUGGCAUUUUAUUUUUAAUGCUGUUACGCUAAAUGAUCUCACCUGAUACACAGCAGUUCAGAAAGCCAAAUGUGAAUUUUUACUUCUUCGGUGGCUUUGAUUAUUCUAGCUUUGCAGCUGUGGACCUUUUGCUCUUUAUAAAACACUUAAAAUGUUGAUUUUAGGAAAAAUUGUUUGGAAAACAUGUUAAUUCCUUAACACUGACAAAAGUCAAGGUCCUUUACAAGUGUGGUUUGCCUGCAUAAGUAUUAAUUACAUUCAAGUGACUGUGAAAACAGGUAUUGCAGCUCUUUGGUUCCAGGUUUUACCAGAUUUAUUUAGUAGCUUGUUUGUACUGUACAGGUAUGUAAUAAUUUCAGUUAUAAACUUAAGCUUGUUUCAUAUGUCAUUGAGCUUUAAAUUCAUGUUAGUGUACUGAUGUGUUGCAAUUUUAAAAGUGUGUUUAAAUUCCAUUUUCUAAAAGCUAGUAUAAGCUGUUUUUAAGAGCAGACUGUAUUUGACUAAAUACUUGUUUGUAAACAAUUGGAUCAUAGUCAAGUUUUAACUGUGAAACUUAAAAUGCAAAUUGUGACUAUAAAGGUAUAUUAACAUAUUGCUUUAAAUGUGACAAUACGUAGAGCUUUAUUUCUUAAUAUACUCUAGCUUUUAACAGUGUGUAAUGAGUUACUUUAUGAUUCUGGGUUGGGAAUGAAAGGGUAGUUAUUGCCCCAUGAUGGCAUGCUCUGGAGAGACACUAUGUGUAAAAUAGUUCACAAAAAGAAACAGCAUGUAAUAUAACAGUUGUACUAGAGUGGAUUCAAGAGGGCCUUGGACUCCUAACAGUAAAAGUUCUCUAACAAA
Molecule: messenger RNA, 10354 nt
Organism: Sceloporus undulatus (fence lizard)
Lineage: Eukaryota; Metazoa; Chordata; Lepidosauria; Squamata; Phrynosomatidae
Gene: TRIM23
Product: tripartite motif containing 23
Exons: 11
Coding region: 105-1985 (626 amino acids)
Biological process (GO): intracellular protein transport; vesicle-mediated transport
Cellular component (GO): cytoplasm; lysosomal membrane; plasma membrane
Molecular function (GO): GTP binding; GTPase activity; zinc ion binding
Source: RefSeq, a predicted model, not a curated record